Messenger RNA from Fonsecaea multimorphosa CBS 102226, 696 nucleotides. RefSeq lists its product as uncharacterized. NCBI's taxonomy places the organism in Eukaryota, Fungi, Ascomycota, Eurotiomycetes, Chaetothyriales, Herpotrichiellaceae. The transcript has 3 exons. The record is from RefSeq and is a predicted model, not a curated record. Gene Ontology annotation, molecular function: hydrolase activity. The coding region runs from base 1 to 696 and encodes 231 amino acids.
AUGCCAGGGCAUAUUGCUUUCUUGGUGGAUACUCAGCAGAGAUUGGCAAAGGAAGGCAAAACGUUCUCCAUUGCUUUCGUUGAGUAUGGCCUAUCGCCCCAACAUCGAUUCCCAACGCAGUAUCGACAGGCUGUGCAGGCCCUGGUAACUGUUCUGCAAUCUGGUCGCAAGCCAUCAGAUGUCAUCAUUGGCGGCGACUCUGCCGGUGGCAACUUAGCUGUCGGGAUCCUCUCGGCAGCAAUACAUUCGCAUGCUGGAAUCCCCACCUUAAAACUCGACACUCCCCUGAAAGGCGCUCUCCUAAUAUCGCCUUGGAUCGACCUCUCCGUCGGUUCCAGCAAAUCCUGGAUCGAAAACAAGGACAGGGACAUCGUUUCCACGGCCAUUAUCCCCGAACUAGUCAAGAAUCUCGCUUCCGACGACGAGCGCAACGAAUUUUCGGAUCCCGCCCGUGCCGACUCGAAAUGGUGGGCUGGAGCCCCGGUUAGUUCUAUCCUUGCGUUGGCCGGCAUGCACGAGUUGUUUUAUGACGACAUCAGAGCAUUCUGUCAGAAGCUCAAGGAGGCUGGGCUGAAUGUGGAGACCGUCGAAUGCCCCCAGCAGGUGCAUAUUGACUGUAUACUUGAUGCCCAGUCGGGUUUGGAGCAUGCGACCAUGUCUCAUGCAAUAUGGGAUUGGCUGAAGAAGGUGCUGUAA